CAAGACAAGAACUAGGCUUGGUGAAUAGGUGUGGCAUUUCAAGUUUUCAGUUUGCAUUUAUUUAUUUAAAUAACCGAUAAUAUAUCUUACAUAUCACGGUAAUCAAUGUUACAAGUUCUGAAGUGUGUUUAGCUUUGCAUUUUGUGUAUUCUAGUCGCUUGAAUCUUUCACAAACAUUAACUUACAUGUAAUUUAGGGCGUCAGCCGUUUGUAAAGUGUAACAAGUGAAUAUUCAUCAUGUAUGGCCGGAAAACUCCGUCUACUUACCGGUCCACGCCUUCAGUGUAUUCCCACUAUACUACCAAGUCUUCAACAAAUCUCCGUUCUACAAAGUCCGUCCGCUCCCUGCGGGUGCCAUGGUAUCAGAAGCCAAUACUGCAUGAUGCCUUCGUUCUGGACCUACAAAGAGGUUCCUUGCUGGCUGCAUCUCUGUCUGUGUUCAUUGCCUUGUUCACAUUCGCACAAAGCAUCUUCGACCUGUACUGCCUAGGCAUGGCCGCGCCAGGCUCCGUACACUACGGAUAUUAUGCCUUCAGCUUCCAGUUUGUCUAUGUCGGUAGUGCCCCUGUUCGCAACGUGUUGAUAAUAUUCUCGCUUUUCUCGUGGCUGGGGUCAGUGGCCGUGCUGGUCACUGGGAUCGUACUCAUCAUAGCUCUGAGAAAGGAGCACGAAAAGCGCAUAGCCCCCUGGCUGUACACGUUCGGCGUGUUCAUCCUGUUCCGUCUUGUGGCUUUCAUAUUCGCCGCCAUCGUGAACGACAUGAUCUUCUCGUACAACGCGCUCAUGUGUGUGUGCUGGGCCAUUUUCGUGGUAGCCGGCUGUUACGGCUGGCUGCUGGUCUAUAGCCUGUACUUGGAGCUGUGUGAUUUGACUAAAUUGGAAGAUCUGGCGCAUUUAAGGAUGGGUACCAUGGCUUCCCUGAACGCGUCCCUCGCCGGCUCCCGCCCCACCACCCCCCACAGCGCAGUCUCCACUAUGCCCGCCUCGCAGAUCUGAUACACACACACACGCUCACACGCUGACCAGAAAGCUAGUACCGAGAAAACUGACCAGAAUAUUGGGCUAACUCACGAGCAGAAAAGUGGGCUAACGAACAGUGAUACGCAGAAAACUGGGCUAAGUCUUACAUUUACGGAUGAUACGUUGAAAGAUAUUACGGAGGAGAGUAGCGAUGAAGGCACGCCGCUGCCAGUUGAAAGGUAUGAGACUAUAGU
Messenger RNA from Cydia amplana, 1214 nucleotides. RefSeq lists its product as uncharacterized. Bases 238 to 996 code for a protein of 252 amino acids. The record is from RefSeq and is a predicted model, not a curated record. The transcript has 6 exons. NCBI's taxonomy places the organism in Eukaryota, Metazoa, Arthropoda, Insecta, Lepidoptera, Tortricidae.